UUUUCCGUCAAAUAGUGUUUGGCGCGCUGGCUGAUAAGCACAGGCGGUUGAUCACGAUGAAAUUAUUUUUUUUAGUUGCACGACAGAUAUCUUACAUUCCUCACGUGCCUGAGUGGUUUAAUUUAAUCAUCUUCAUUUGCAAGUUGUAACGAAAAUGAGUAGUGUCGAAUUGGCCAAUAAUAGAAGAAUGGCACGACAGAAUGGGAUCGUCCAACCUUUACUUACUGAUCUUUACCAAAUCACCAUGGCCUAUGCUUACUGGAAGUCCGACAAAAUAAAUGAUGUGGCAGUAUUUGAUUUAUUUUUCCGCAAUAAUCCAUUCCAAGGAGAAUUUACCAUAUUUGCUGGACUUGAGGAGUGUCUCAAGUUUAUGGAGAAUUUUCAUUAUUCUGACAGUGAUAUUGAAUAUUUGAUGGCAACUCUUCCCGAGAAUAUUGAGCCAGAGUUUUAUGCAUAUUUGAGGGAUCUAACAUGCAAGGAUAUCAAGUUGAGUGCUAUUGAAGAAGGAUCUGUAGUUUUCCCAAGAGUGCCCCUAUUAAGAGUUGAAGGACCUCUAAUUAUUGCCCAGUUGUUGGAGACGACCUUAUUAACCCUGGUUAACUUUGCAAGCUUGAUGGCGACUAACGCCGCUCGGUAUCGGAUGGUGGCCGGGAAAAAUGUUUCUUUACUGGAAUUCGGACUAAGAAGAGCGCAAGGCCCCGACGGAGGGCUAUCCGCUUCUAAAUAUGCAUAUAUCGGUGGUUUUGACGGCACCAGCAACGUGCUGGCUGGCAAGAUGUUCAACAUCCCAGUGAAAGGGACGCACGCCCACUCAUUCGUGACGUCAUUCAGCACUCUAUCCGACGUCUCCUCAGUCGUACUGCGUCACGCAGACACAGACAAACAGUGCAAUCUGCUAGAUCUCGCCACGGAAUGGCGCAAACGCGUCUCACCGAUCAUGGACGUGUCCACAGAAGAGGCGAGCGACGGUGAACUAGCCGCCCUCAUAUCCUAUGCCCUUGCCUUUCCGUCAGGAUUUCUGGCUUUAGUGGAUACGUAUGAUGUCAAGAGGUAUAACUUUCAAGGCUUACCGUCACGACACAGGCAGCAUAUGAAUGGGCAUUCUGGCUACAAUAGCAACUGUGGAUCCAAUGGUUCUAGAAUACAAAACUCACAUAGUACAUAUGGAUAUAGCACGGUCGAACGCACACUGAGGAGUGGGCUUCUAAACUUUUGUGCCGUGGCACUAGCGCUAAACGAUUGCGGGUACCGCGCGGUCGGUAUCCGCAUAGAUAGCGGGGACUUGGCAUACCUCUCCGUGCUAGCCCGGGACACGUUUGCCAAGGUCGGCGAAGCGCUCAAGUUGCCAUGGUUCUCCACACUGACUAUCGUAGCUUCUAACGAUAUAAAUGAGGAUACUAUACUGAGUCUGAAUGAGCAAGGUCACAAAAUCGACUGUUUCGGCAUUGGAACGCAUUUGGUGACUUGUCAACGCCAGCCCGCACUCGGCUGCGUCUACAAACUGGUGGAAAUCAAUGGACAGCCAAGAAUUAAGCUCAGUCAAGAUGUAGGCAAAGUUACCAUUCCGGGUCACAAAGAGGCAUACAGACUGUUCGGAGCGGACGGACACGCGCUCAUCGAUCUGCUCCAGCGCUCCUCGGAGCCGCCGCCCGCGGUCGGCCAGAAGGUGCUCUGCCGGCAUCCCUUCCAGGAGUCCAAGCGGGCCUACGUAAUACCGAGCAAAGUGGAACAUCUUUAUAAGGUGUGCUGGAAAGACGGCAGGAUCUGCUACCCACCGAAGCCGUUGUCCGAGGUACGCCAGCGCGUGCAGUCGUCUCUGCGGACGCUCAGACAGGACAUCAAGCGGAAUUUGAACCCUACCCCAUACAAGGUGGCGGUGAGCGAUGACCUCUACAACUUCAUUCACGACUUGUGGCUGCAGAACGCGCCCAUCGGGGAGCUCUCCUGAAAUUAGCACUUCUCUUACCCACUCAUAAUCACCAAUGUUGCAUGUUUUCUUUCCUAAAAUUUACCCAUUUGGUAAGCUAAUUGCUUGAUUUUCGUGCGGCCAUUAGAGCACUAGUAAAAAAAAACAUUUUAUUAACACCUCAACUCCUACCGUCGCGAUAUCUGGUUGGCAGAACAGUUGCCUCUGUUGCUCACCCUCACGCAUACAAAAGGUAGAAGCGCUGGGAGAUGAGGGGUUGAUAAUAAUUAUAUGUACUUAGCAUAAGAUCACUAUUGUAUUUAUUAAUGAAGAGAUACUAGUCACAAAUAAAAUUAGUCAAAAUUCAAAAUCAAAGAAACUUUUGCAAUAUGUUUAUAACAUAAAUAUAAUAACAAUCAACCAGUGUAUUGAUAAGCAAUCUACAAAAACACUUUUACAAGAUUUGUUAUAUUUAUAUGAAUGGUAAGCAUAAGGAUAGUCAUGAAAAUAUUUGCUAACAGAUAUAAUAUAUGCUUUAGAUUGUAAGUAGUAAUAAUACCACGAAAAGUUAAGUACAUUAAUGUAAUGUGGAUUACAGCCCAGAGAAUGAUUUAAAACCCUGUAGUCAUUUGUAGGGUAUAACAGCACUCUUGACUCUGGAGUGUUUAUUUUUCCAAUUUAGAGGAACACAAUGUACAAAACAUGUAUUUAUAUUUUAUUCCAUAUAGUUAUGUAGGCUGCUCCAUUUACAAAAUAGUGAGUAAAUCACUAAAUGCUGAUUAUAACUAAUUUUUUUACUAUAUGUGUUUUUUUAUACGUUCACAAUUUUUUAGGUCACAACCCGCUAUGUUUAUAAACGUACGAAUUAUGUGUACUUUAUGAAGUGCAUUAAUUGUAUUGAUUAAUCACGAUAUACAUUUUACAUAUUUUUUGUGCAAUUUCAAGUGCAAGCAUAUAUUGUAUGAUUGCGAAAUGUGCUUAUUUUGUACCUACAUAUAUUUUUAUAUGGUUGAUGGAAUUGAGUAAGCAGGAUGCUAACACUCGUACACCAUGAACACAAAAUGUCACCCUAAACAUGAAUUCCUGUGAGAUAUCUAGGACCAAGAUGCAUACAUCUGUCAUGUACUUCUAAAUGGACAAAUAACUUAAUUAUACCACAUAAUAAAAAAUAGUAUUUCAUACUCACACCGUCUAACAAAACCAAUAUUUGGCAGCAUAAGAUGGUUAAUGAUAUAGAUUGAGUGAUAUACCACUGGCCAUACCUUUGUGAUAAGCGUAUAGUGCAAAGCUUGUUUCAUUUUUUAAAGUUAUGGAAACAAAAAAUUUGUUUGCUCAGUUUACAAUUAAUUAAGUGACAUUUUACUUGACGUAAAAGUCGAGCAAUGAACACUUAUUGUGAAUUUAGCCAAUCAAUGCGAGGUUAAAUACCUAUGUAUUUUUAUCUAAACGAAAUUAAUUUAAUUUUCUGCUGUAUCCUAUUAGACUAAAAAGUAAUUUUAGAUAAUUUAACUAAAUACAAAUUGUCAGGCCCCAAAUUAAUAAUUAUUGUUAUGAAUCUAUUAAGAUAACAUUAAUUACUUUUACUAUGAUGCAAAAAAUCCCAGAAAGUUUUAGAAACCAUAAACAUCGAUUAAUAUUUAUUGUUUGUAUAUUAUGAUGAAAUAAAUUAAGCGGUAUGUAGUACCUAUACCUAUGGGUGGUAUUUCCAUUUGUCCAAUAUCUUGGUCCAAUGUGUAUUUGCAUCUCCGCGAAUGAGACGUUGCACAAAAAAAUGCACAUUGGACAAAGAAAUUGUACAGGUGGAAUACAACCCUAUAGUAAUUAACGUAUAAGUAGUGGUGACACCACAUGCUACAAUUCAAAAUUAUAUCUAGUUUCUUAUCAUGUCACUUAAAUUAUAAAGAAAUGGAACAAAUGAGUAAAAUAGGUAAUCUGUAUUCCCCACAGACUUGAAUAUACCCUAGAUGACGCAAAUGCAUGUACUUCGCGUGUCCGAACUCUGACCAAGCGUCGAGGUUGGCCGUCGCUAUUGACAGUCCACGCACGUCAGUAGUUGCAGUCGAUAGUCCGUAAAAAAUUAAAAAAAGCCUCGUUGCGUGAUAAUUAACUGCAACAGCCCAAAUAUUGCAAGCACCCAAGGGCAAGGACAUAUUUCCUAUCACAGGUAAGUAAUUUUAAAAUGAUAUUAUGCGUGAAUUCAUUUUAAACAAUUUUUUUAAGUAUUCCAGGCGGCUUAGCACGGUCGCGUUUUUAUCCCUUGUCACCAUGCCUGUCACGUUCUAACAAGUACGUAAGUGCGAAAUGGACGCGCAUAGUGAUAGACGAUAAAAAUGAAACCGUGCUGCGCCCACAGGUUGUGUUUCCAAUAAUGUACCUAAGUAACUACAGAUUAACGUUACAAAACUAUGUUUACAUUACAUUGCGCGUUUGCUUUGAGCGUUUGAUCUGACAUUGUGUGUUAAAGAGUCGAUGAAUAUCGGAACAGCGAUACUGUCGCGCAUAGUACUUCGUGGUACAGCCCAUUUAUCAUUCGUCUGUCAAAUUUAGCGACUAGUGUUGUUCGGUCUACCGAUCGUUUCUAAUAAUCGAUUUUAAUCGAUAUCGGACAUAUGAAUGAUAUUACCUAUUCAAAAAAACUAUUAGUAGUUGUUAUUGAUAAAAAAAAAUCAUGUGCUAAUUUUACGACACUUUUAAAAGGAAGGGUUAUUUAACCACAUACUAUUAUAUAUCUGCCUAUACGUUUAGUAGGGUUAUAAAUUUCUAUUGUGUUAAAAAAACUUUCAAUACUUUUGUUUUCCACAUGAUCCAGUCAUAGAUUUUGAAAAUACCAGUUUCAUUGAAGGGAAAAGUUGGGAAGUAGGUCAUUCGUCUGUUUUUAUCAUUGGUCUGUCUUUAUCAUUCAUCUGUCAGAAAAUCGAUGUCAUUCAUGACAAUUAAUAAUCGAUUUGUGAUUUUUGGCGUCGUUCGCAGGGUAGCGGGGAGUGAGCAAGCGAGACCACAGAUAUAAAAUCUAUGAGUAUGAGCAAGACAGUUGAAUCGUAGCGGGGCAGAGGGGUAUUGAUGUCUUUGAAUCGGUUAGGAUUUCCCAUCACUAAAUUGCGGCUGUGACGUCACAGUAGGUGGUAAAAAGUCGGCACGCUUGGUUUCAAUACAAAUCGUGAUAUUUGCUUCAUCUAGGGUAUAUUUAAGUCUGUGGUAUUCCCAAUGUAUGAACACUAUUCUGUCAGAUAAGUAAAUAACAAGGACAGGGGCCCGUUUCUCAUAAGCUUGUAACUUGUAAUACAAGUGGAAGUCCCUUUCUAACAUAAGCUGUCAAAAAGUGACAUCCGCUUGUUUUACAAGUUACAAGCUUUUGAGAAACGGGCCCCAGGUAGUCUCAGUAUACAGUUGCGAUCUUCAGUAUUGAUGAUGACAAACACUGUCAUAAUGACGUGGCUCUCAUGAUAUUUAUAGAUGGCGCUACACACGUUAAAAAUGCAUACAUAAUGUGACUGAGGUUUCUGUGAGACGCUACAUAGAUCAUCACAACUGACCUGCUAGCAUGAGUUGCGUUUUUGCAACGGUUCGUUGCGACUGCAAGUAUGGAUUCGUGAGCGAGAACGGAACUCAUGCUAGCCGGUCUGGGGAACACAACUAGAAAAUCCAUUGACACAGAAAUUGAAAUAUUACGUGAGUUACCAUUAUAAAAAUAUUUGAUCACAACUUUGUAUAAGUAUACUGAUUUUCAGUCUUUAUUAAUUAUUUGUCUCUUCUUAUUUGUAUGUACCACGGCAAUAAAAGAACGCACUGGCCUAUAUCAAGAACAUAAUUUAUGUGCCUUCAAAACAAAGCAUUAUAAUGUAAGUGAUCAAUGCACACAUUUUUAUGAAUAAUUGUAAGCUAUAAAUGUUGUAAUAGAGAUAUCUAUUUAAUUUUGUUAAAUACAUAAUAGUAUGAGUUUUAUU
Cydia splendana is the source of this 5850-nucleotide messenger RNA. RefSeq names its product nicotinate phosphoribosyltransferase (gene Naprt). The transcript is spliced from 11 exons. Gene Ontology annotation, molecular function: nicotinate phosphoribosyltransferase activity. The record is from RefSeq and is a predicted model, not a curated record. Bases 155 to 1948 code for a protein of 597 amino acids. Gene Ontology annotation, biological process: NAD+ biosynthetic process via the salvage pathway. Lineage: Eukaryota; Metazoa; Arthropoda; Insecta; Lepidoptera; Tortricidae. Gene Ontology annotation, cellular component: cytosol.